CUUUCGAUUUGUUCCGGUUGAUGGCUGUAUUUCACGAAUCAACGUCUUGUGAAAAAUUUGUUAUGCAUAAAUAAGUCCAGGCAUUCAAGCUUGGUACACUAUCCUACAGUAUGGCGACUCUUUUGGAAGGUUCAAAAAUUGAAGAAAAGAAACUACAGGAAAUUAUAGCAUCAGCUAUUGAUCGAGCCCUGAUUAAUGGGGCAUUAAUGAGGACAAAAGAAAAUCCUGGAUCCUCCACUGUUGUCAAUCAUGCUCCUUUCACUCUGUAUCCAUCUGUCGUUCCUCAGAGUUUGUUGGAACAUGCCAAGGGAAUCCAUAAGUCCUUUAACCUUUUGAUGCAUCGCGUUGCCCAUGAUCACCAAUUUCUAGAGCAGGCUUUACAGAAUGUAAUCAAAGUGGAUGACUUCACCAGACAAUUGUGGGAGAUUUACAUCAGUGUGAGAGAGGAGGGCAUUACUCAGCCAGUAUCACUGGGCCUGUUUAGGAAUGAUUUCAUGAUGGACACAAAGAAGAUGGAGAAGAAUAAUGACUGCUCCCUUUCUCAAGUGGGCGAGCAUGCCAAACUCAAACAGAUCGAGUUCAACACCAUCGCCUCGAGCUUUGCUGGCCUGGUAGGAGCUCUGUCUGAUGUACACAGAUACACAGUGAAAAAAGCAAAGAUUAAGUGCACAAAAAACCAGCUACCAAGGAAUGACCCAGCUUUAGGACUUUGUCAAGGAUUAGUGAAAGCGUGGCAACAUUAUGGGAACAAAAAUGCAGCCAUCUUGUUUGUGUCAAGCAUCCCAGAGCGAAACCGAUUGGAUCACACGUGGAUGGAGAAGAAAAUCUUUGAUUUGGACCAAUCAAUAGACGUCUUAUAUUGUAACUUGAAAUCUCUGUCUUCACUUAUGUCUCUUGGGAGAGACAAAGCACUUUUUCUAAACAAUACUGAAAUAGCUGUGGUGUACUUCAGAGAAGGAUACUCCCCAGAUCAUUAUAGCAGUCAAAAGGAGUGGAGUGCAAGACUUGAUAUAGAAAGGUCCAAAGCCAUCAAAUGUCCCUCAAUCCACUAUCAACUAGCUGGAACUAAAAAAAUCCAGCAGGAGCUGGCAAGAGAGGGCGCCGUAGAGCGGUUUGUCAGCGAUGAGAAGGAGGCUGCCAAGAUUCGAUCUGUGUUUGCUGGGCAGUACAGUCUAGAUCUGGACCCUGAUGGAGACAGAAAUGCAGAGACAGCCAUAAACAAUCCUGGAGAUUAUGUGCUGAAACCUCAGAGAGAGGGUGGAGGCAACAACCAUUAUGAUGAUGAGAUCAAGACCCUGCUAACAGAGCUGAAGGAUGACAAGAUGAGAGCGGGGUACAUACUGAUGGAGAAGAUCUACCCGUGGGUCCAGAAGAACUACUUGAUCAAGACUGGGGAGAGCAUCGACCUGAGGGAGGUGGUCAGCGAGAUCGGAAUCUAUGGGACCAUCAUAGGAACGGCUGAUGAGGUGAUAGAGAACAACGAAGCAGGGCAUUUGAUGCGGACCAAGUACCUGGGGGUCAAUGAAGGAGGGGUCAACACGGGGUUUUCCUGCCUAGACACGCCCUUCCUCAUUGAGUGACCAUUUACCAGUCAUUUAGAGAAUCUUUAUAUAAGUAAACAGAUACCUCAAGAUCUUGAAUUAUCCUUUCUUCAUGAGAACUUAUCUGCUUUAGUCAAUGUUAAUUUAAAGCAUAGAAUCUCCUUACUUUUACCUUUAUAUCUUUUAUUGUUUUUCUCUUUAAUAAGUGAAUUCGAUGACAAUAAAGUACGGUAUUUCUCUAAAUCAUCCCAAAUAUGUAGAGCAGAACUUUUGGUACAUGUAAAAGAAAAAACAGGUUAUAAAUAUGUUUUGUAAGGAAAUUUAUUCUGGAUAAGUUUGUUGAAGAAAUAUCUGAUAGGUGUGUGUACAUUAGGGAAAUGCAUUGCGAUAAAUUGCAUCAUACUAGGCCAAAAGGGCAUUUAUUGUAUUGUGUGAUGGUUACCAUCAGCUACAGUACAUGCAUUAUAUGUAGUGUUUAUGGAGUUGAUUUUUCACUACCAAUUUAUACGAUUACACUGAAUCUUGAUACAGUAAAACACGGUUAUAGCGAACAUGCUUAUAAUGAAUUUACACUUACAGCGAAGUGAUUUUCAUUCCCCUUUACUGUAUUACAUGUUGUAAACUUGACGGAUAUAACGAAUUACGCUUAUAACGAAGCAAUUUCGCCCGUCCCUGGCGUUCGUUAUAACCGUGUUUUACUGUAUUGCAAAAAUUUGUUGCAAGAAAACUGAAUUGCAUAAUUUGCAUAGUAUGUUUGGACCAUGUUUCUGCAUUGAUGUCGGGCCAAUUCAAUAUUAACUGCCAAUGUAUAUAUUUUUCAAGUCUUCAUUAGGUGCUUUGAAUUCCUCUCCAGCAAAGAAUCCUACUUGGAUUUGAUGGAAUAAAUGUUGUUUGCAUUGUAUGUACUAUAUACAUAUUUAGUUACAUGAUAUUUUGAUUGAUGCUGAUGUUACGAAAAGUAAUGUUGUACCUGUGGGUUUUUUUUUCUUUGAAAUUUAAACUGUUUUCUAGAUUUAUUUGUACUUUUAUCAUUUGAUUUAACUUUUUUUACAUAAAAAAUAUAUGUAUUGGUGAAAUUUUUUUGACAAUACACGUACGGUAUAUCAUUUAUUGUUUUUUAAAGCAAAAAAAAAAAUUCUAAAAUCAGUAAAAAGAAAAUCGUGUGUAUUUUUUAGUUUAAUCUCAUUGUCAUAUCUUGCAGUUUAGUAGCCUCCUCCUUUUUUUCAUGAGGUACCUCAAAGUAUUCAAACUAAUUUUUAAAAUUGCAAUGUAUAUCAAAAUACAGAUUGUACUCCUGCUUGGAAGUGAACUUCAAAAAAAUUGUUAACUCAACUGUUUUUUUUUACAAGCUAAUAACUAAUACAGUAUACAUAUUCAAUUACCAUAGGUUUAUAUAUGAUGCAUUAUGUUCUAGCCCCUUUAAA
Messenger RNA from Magallana angulata, 2965 nucleotides. RefSeq names its product glutathione synthetase-like. Gene Ontology annotation, biological process: glutathione biosynthetic process. The record is from RefSeq and is a predicted model, not a curated record. The coding region runs from base 111 to 1580 and encodes 489 amino acids. NCBI's taxonomy places the organism in Eukaryota, Metazoa, Mollusca, Bivalvia, Ostreida, Ostreidae. Gene Ontology annotation, molecular function: glutathione binding; ATP binding; glutathione synthase activity. The transcript has 13 exons. Gene Ontology annotation, cellular component: cytosol.